GGAGGAGGGAACCUUACAUCACGUGACAGGGGCGGCGCGGCCCGGGGUGUCAGUGUGGAGGAGACUGAGUAUUCUACCUUGUAAAUACUGUUAUUUGUAUAUACUGUAAAUGAUGACGUCGGUGGGCACGAACCGAGCCCGGGGAAACUGGGAACAACCUCAGAACCAAAACCAGACACAGCACAAGCAGCGGCCACAGGCCACUGCGGAACAGAUUCGACUUGCACAGAUGAUUUCAGACCAUAAUGAUGCUGACUUUGAGGAAAAGGUGAAACAAUUGAUUGAUAUCACAGGCAAGAACCAGGAUGAAUGUGUCAUUGCUUUACAUGACUGCAAUGGAGAUGUCAACAGAGCCAUCAAUGUCCUACUGGAAGGAAACCCAGAUACGCAUUCGUGGGAGAUGGUCGGGAAGAAGAAGGGAGUCUCAGGACAGAAGGAUGGUGGCCAAACGGAAUCCAACGAGGAAGGCAAAGAAAAUCGAGACCGUGACAGAGACUAUAGUCGGCGACGUGGUGGGCCACCAAGACGGGGGAGAGGUGCCAGCCGUGGACGAGAGUGUAUGCAUGGGGCUUUAACAAAACCAGCUGUGGUUCGGGGUCAGGAAAACGGAUUAGAUGGCACUAAGAGUGGAGGACCUUCUGGAAGAGGCACUGAACGAGGCAGAAGAGGACGUGGCAGAGGCAGAGGUGGCUCUGGUAGACGGGGAGGAAGGUUUUCUGCUCAAGGAAUGGGAACCUUUAACCCAGCUGAUUAUGCAGAACCGGCCAAUACCGAUGACAACUAUGGCAAUAAUAGCGGGAAUACGUGGAACAACACUGGCCACUUCGAACCAGAUGAUGGGACGAGUGCGUGGAGGACCGCGGCAGAGGAGUGGGGGACUGAAGACUGGAAUGAAGACCUUUCUGAGACCAAGAUCUUCACUGCCUCUAACGUGUCUUCAGUGCCUCUGCCUGCGGAGAAUGUGACAAUCACUGCUGGUCAGAGAAUCGACCUUGCUGUUCUGUUGGGGAAGACACCAUCUUCAAUGGAGAAUGAUUCCUCUAAUCUGGAUCCAUCUCAGGCUCCUUCUCUUGCGCAGCCUCUGGUGUUCAGUAAUUCAAAGCAGAGCGCCAUAACACAGCCCGCUUCAGGAAACUCAUUCUCUCAUCACAGUAUGGUGAGCAUGUUGGGGAAAGGGUUUGGCGAUGUCGGCGAAGCCAAAGGUGGCAGCACCACGGGCUCUCAGUUCUUGGAGCAGUUCAAGACUGCUCAGGCCCUGGCCCAGCUGGCGGCACAGCAUUCUCAGCCUGGAACCACCGCCACCUCCUCUUGGGACAUGGGCUCUGCCUCACAGUCCCCAUCGCUGGUGCAGUACGAUUUGAAGAACCCAGACGAUUCCACAGUACACAGCCCCUUCAGCAAACGCCAGGCUUUCACCCCAUCUUCAGCCAUGAUGGAGGUGUUCCUUCAGGAGAAGCCGCCCACGGUGGCCACCUCCACCGCUGCACCUCCACCGCCCUCUUCUCCUCUGCCGAGCAAAUCCACCUCGGCCCCACAGAUGUCUCCCGGGUCUUCAGAUAACCAGUCCUCCAGCCCUCAGCCGGCUCAGCAGAAAUUGAAACAGCAGAAGAAAAAGGCCUCCUUGACUUCUAAGAUUCCUGCUCUGGCUGUGGAGAUGCCUGGCUCAGCAGAUAUCUCAGGGCUAAACCUGCAGUUUGGGGCAUUGCAGUUUGGGUCAGAGCCUGUCCUUUCUGAUUACGAGUCCACCCCCACCACGAGCGCCUCUUCAAGCCAGGCUCCAAGUAGCCUCUAUACCAGCACAGCCAGUGAAUCUUCAUCUACAAUUUCAUCUAACCAGAGUCAGGAGUCCGGUUAUCAGAGCGGUCCAAUUCAGUCGACAACCUAUACCUCCCCAAAUAAUGCUCAGGGCCCUCUGUAUGAACAGAGGUCCACACAGACUCGACGGUACCCCAGCUCCAUCUCCUCAUCACCCCAAAAGGACCUGACUCAGGCAAAGAAUGGCUUCAGCUCUGUGCAGGCCACACAGUUACAGACCACGCAAUCUGUUGAAGGUGCUACAGGCUCUGCAGUGAAGUCUGACUCACCUUCCACUUCCGGCAUCUCCCCUCUCAGCGAGACGGUGUCCGCAGCCUCCUUGCUGACAGCGGCCAGUCAACACUCAUCCCCCCUGGGUGGCUUGAGCCACGGUGAGGAGAGUGCAAAUGCUCCCACCACACAACACAGCAGCACGUUAUCGACGCAGCAGAACACCCUCUCGUCAUCCACGUCUUCUGGGCGCACUUCUACAUCCACUCUUUUGCACACAAGCGUGGACAGUGAGGCGAACCUCCAUUCUUCCUCCAGCACUUUCUCCACCACGUCCAGCACGGUCUCUGCGCCUCCCCCAGUGGUCAGUGUCUCCUCCAGUCUCCACAGCGGCAGCAGCUUAGGCCUCAGCCUCAGCAGCAACUCCACCGUCACAGCCUCGACUCGGAGCUCGGUCGCUACGACUUCAGGAAAAGCUCCUCCCAACCUCCCUCCUGGGGUCCCGCCAUUGUUGCCUAAUCCAUACAUCAUGGCUCCAGGGCUGUUACACGCCUACCCGCCGCAAGUAUAUGGUUACGAUGACUUACAGAUGCUUCAGACGAGAUUCCCCUUGGAUUACUACAGCAUCCCAUUUCCCACGCCCACCACACCGCUGACGGGGAGGGACGGUAGCCUGGCCAGCAACCCCUACUCUGGUGACCUCACGAAGUUCGGCCGCGGGGAUGCCUCCUCCCCAGCCCCGGCCACAACCUUGGCCCAACCCCAACAGAACCAGACGCAGACUCACCACACGACGCAGCAGACAUUCCUGAACCCGGCGCUGCCUCCUGGCUACAGUUACACCAGCCUGCCAUACUACACAGGGGUUCCGGGCCUCCCCAGCACCUUCCAGUAUGGGCCUGCUGUGUUCCCUGUGGCUCCUACCUCUUCCAAGCAGCAUGGUGUGAAUGUCAGUGUGAACGCAUCAGCCACCCCUUUCCAACAGCCAAGUGGAUAUGGGUCUCACGGAUACAACACUGGUGUGUCAGUCACCUCCAGUAACACGGGCGUGCCAGAUAUCUCGGGUUCCGUGUACUCCAAGACCCAGCAGUCCUUCGAGAAACAAGGUUUUCAUUCCGGCACUCCUGCUGCCUCCUUCAACUUGCCUUCAGCCCUAGGAAGUGGGGGGCCCAUCAAUCCAGCCACAGCUGCUGCCUACCCACCUGCCCCUUUCAUGCACAUCCUGACCCCCCAUCAGCAGCCGCACUCCCAGAUCCUCCACCACCACCUGCAGCAGGACGGCCAGCUACCAUAUUUGCAGAUGAUUCUGUGUUGCCCGCGCCAGCAGGAGGAGCAGGUCCUGCCGUCUUGUCAUCGUUCCCCUGUUUAAAGGCUGGAAAUGCUUUCUUCCCUGUCCGAGGCACCCUAGCAGCUAUAGAAAUUAAAUGUUCUGUGGUUUGGAAGUAAACUUCAGAGCAGUUUCUCUAAGCAAGGGGAGAGCAAGAGUUUCCAGAUCUGCAUGUGAAGAUGUCACAGAUCUGUCCCACUAACUAGACACCUUUCUCCUCCUCCUCAUCGUCCCAUUCCCCGCAGACGGGCAGCGGGCAACGUAGCCAGACCAGCUCCAUCCCGCAGAAGCCCCAGACCAACAAGUCUGCCUACAACAGCUACAGCUGGGGGGCCAACUGAGGCCCUGAGCCUCUUCUCCUGGUCCCAUCUUCUGAGAGGGCUUCUCAGCCUGGCAACUACGGAAACGGCAUCAAAGAAAGGAAUGUGGGGGGGGGGGUUCUGCUGCCCCCCCCACCCCCAGCAGCCCACCCCAUGCCUCAGCUUCAUGUCUGUCCAUUCCCAUCCCACCCCCCACUCUGUUGUAUGUAUUAUAGGAUUUGUAUUUUCUCCUUUCCCUCCCCCCUUUCCUCUCUUCCUCCCCCCUUGCAUUCAAGAUUAUGAAACUUUGCUGUGGGCCCUGCCUUCCUUCUCCUCCUGUUCACCCUGGUGGUGUAUGGAUGAGGUGGGGAGGGGGGACCCCCAAAUAUAUAUCAGCCCAACAGCCCUAAGUCUCCUCCUUUAUUAUUAGGAAACAAGACAACAACAAAAAAUGGCGUCAUGAAUAUGAACAGCAUUGUCAGAUGAAUUAGUUGAAGUGUUCUUUUUUUUUUUUUUUUUGUACUGUGUCCUCAAAUUUAAUGGAUUAAUGUGUCUUGUAUAUAUAAAAAGAAAACCUCUA
Molecule: messenger RNA, 4231 nt
Organism: Prionailurus viverrinus (fishing cat)
Lineage: Eukaryota; Metazoa; Chordata; Mammalia; Carnivora; Felidae
Gene: UBAP2L
Product: ubiquitin associated protein 2 like
Exons: 28
Coding region: 110-3394 (1094 amino acids)
Cellular component (GO): cytoplasm; nucleus
Molecular function (GO): protein binding
Source: RefSeq, a predicted model, not a curated record